Molecule: messenger RNA, 792 nt
Organism: Zygotorulaspora mrakii
Lineage: Eukaryota; Fungi; Ascomycota; Saccharomycetes; Saccharomycetales; Saccharomycetaceae
Gene: RPS2
Product: 40S ribosomal protein uS5
Exons: 1
Coding region: 1-792 (263 amino acids)
Biological process (GO): translation
Cellular component (GO): ribosome; cytosolic small ribosomal subunit
Molecular function (GO): structural constituent of ribosome; RNA binding
Source: RefSeq, a predicted model, not a curated record
AUGUCUGAACAAGCCGGUGCUCCAGCCCAAGGUGGUGCUCCAUCCCAAGCCCCAAGAAGAGGUGGUUUCGGUGGCAGAAACAAGGGCCGUCAAGGUAGAAGAGGUGGCAGAAAUGUGGAAGAAAAAGGCUGGACUCCAGUCACCAAGUUGGGUAGAUUAGUCAAGGCUGGUAAGAUCACCAGCAUUGAGGAAAUCUUCCUACACUCUUUGCCAGUCAAGGAGUUCCAAAUCAUUGACACCUUGUUGCCAAGCUUGUCUGAUGAAGUUAUGAACAUCAAGCCAGUCCAAAAGCAGACCAGAGCUGGUCAAAGAACCAGAUUCAAGGCAGUUGUCGUCGUUGGUGACUCCAACGGUCAUGUCGGUUUGGGUAUCAAGACCGCCAAGGAAGUUGCUGGUGCCAUCAGAGCCGGUAUCAUCAUUGCCAAGUUGUCUGUUAUUCCAAUCAGAAGAGGUUACUGGGGUAACAACUUGGGUCAACCACACUCUUUGGCCACCAAGACUUCUGGUAAGUGUGGUUCCGUUAUCGUUAGAUUAAUCCCAGCUCCAAGAGGUUCCGGUAUCGUUGCUUCUCCAGCUGUCAAGAAAUUGUUGCAAUUGGCCGGUUUGGAAGAUUGUUACACCCAAUCCAACGGUUCCACCAGAACUUUGGAAAACACUUUGAAAGCUGCUUUCGUUGCUAUUGGUAACACCUACGGUUUCUUGACUCCAAACUUGUGGACCGAACAUGCUUUACCAGUUUCCCCAUUGGAUGUUUAUGCUGAUGAAGCAGCCAUUGAGAAGAAGAGAUUCUGA